Amborella trichopoda is the source of this 1332-nucleotide messenger RNA. RefSeq names its product basic leucine zipper 43. The record is from RefSeq and is a predicted model, not a curated record. Gene Ontology annotation, molecular function: DNA-binding transcription factor activity. Lineage: Eukaryota; Viridiplantae; Streptophyta; Magnoliopsida; Amborellales; Amborellaceae. Gene Ontology annotation, biological process: regulation of DNA-templated transcription.
UUUGAUUUAUAUUGAAAAUCUGCCACUACAUGAAACUGUAGGAAGAGGAAGAGCUUCUGGAAUGAGCAAAAAUUUGUCCAUGGAUAGUCUAUUGUCUGCACUUUAAGGAACUGUGGCACUGUUCCACUUUAUCAAAGCAAGGGCCCCCUUCUCCUCUCCAACCCUCCCAUUCCUAUAUAAACUCCAUCCUUUUGAGCCUUUCCUUCUCUUCAACACACAGCCCUCUCUUCCUCAUCUUCUCCUCUCUCUCUCUCUCUCUCUCUCUGAGACACCAUUUUUUUUUUCUGUGAAAGAAAAAAAUACCCACAAUUCCACCGAACUCACAAAAAUGCAUCCAGGGAGUGCCCUUGCAGCACACUUCUCGGAACCCAUGUAUGCCCUCGACCCCCAACUAUCACCAUUCCCUAUCAUGAACAACUGUGGCUUGCCCACACUCCACUAUCCCAACCCCAUGCAAAGCCUUUGCAUGAGCAACUCUGGUUCUGACGAGGCCUCUGAGGAGCGCCAACAAGAUGAGCGGCGCCGCCGGCGCAUGCUCUCGAACCGUGAAUCAGCUCGACGCUCCCGAAUGCGCAAACAGAGGCACCUUGAUGAGCUGUGGACUACAGUGCUCCGCCUCCGUUCUGAGAACAGGCAGCUCAUUGAGAAGCUCAAUGUGACAUCAGAGCACCAUGAGAAGGUGAUGAUAGAGAAUGAGAGUUUGAGGGCCGAGGUAACAGAUCUAAGGAGAAUGCUCGAGAACAUGAGAGAGAAGGGUGGGGAGUGUGUUCAACAACCAGGGGUUGGGGUGGUGCCCUUGCCAUUGAGUGCUUUCUCCCUCUUACGUGACUUUGAAGAGGUCUCCUGCAACACAGCUCACCUCAAAGCCGAAGCCGCAUGCCAGUCAUCAUCCAUCGCCUCAUCCAUAGAUCCGCUCCAUUGACAUCUCUUUCUUCCUCCCUCUCCAAGUAUCAAGUCCAUCGAUGCAACAGAUCUCUCUCUCUCUUUCCAUAUAUCAGUCCUUUGAUACAACAGCACACGCACCCCCCAUCAAAAAACCCGCUUGUCUCUCAUAUUAUCCCUACCCGUCAUAAUUCUCAGUUGCAACGAAACAUCCCUCUCUCAUAAAAAGCUUCAAUAAAAAGAACCAUGGUGUUCAAAUGAGCUAUUUUUAGAUAGUUUACCACAGGCGCUGUACGUGUAGUCACAUGUAGCAUAUCCCCAUUUGAUCAGACUGACUGUAGUCUGUAAACCUGUGAUUGUACUCUUGUAUGAACCCCGAGAUCAACCGCUAUUGAGGGGAUUUUGAAUUAUGAGUAUUACAAUUUCAAGCCUGAAAAUUUUAUUCAUUGC